AUGCAGCCACAUCGCUACAUUAACGAAUUGGAGCAUUGGAGACAUACUUCGCAGCGUCCACAACAAUAUCGCUCACCUCAGCAAUCGCCAUUACAGUCACCCACGUUAUCACCAGAAGCAGCUUCCAAAGAACCACCCAAUGCGCACGAUGCUGACACUGCUUCGGAAACCGACAAUGAUAACAAGACAACGUCCAAAGCCUUCCAAGUAGAGUCUCCUCGAGGAUGGCUUGAAUAUGCACCUUCAGCGUCGUAUUCUACGGAACGCAAAAAGGUUCAGCAUACUACAACGAAUGAGGAUACUAUCGGCACGAAGGGCCGCGGCAACAAUGAGAAUAAUGGCAGCACCAGAAAGCAUAAGCAAUUGGAGAAUCAACGGCAUACCACAGCAGCUUCCAAUGCUACGGAUUCUCAAACUGCCAGGGAUAUGCUGUGUGCUGUAUCAUAUGAAGACAUUGUGAAACUCACACAGAUGGCUGCUCAUUUACCGGAUACAAGUCUUGCCAGCAAGUAUCCUAGCAAUCGUACUCAUCAACGCCAACGAUCAGAGGAACCAAGUCAGCGCAUCAAACAUCAUGCUCGUAGUAGAUCCAUGGCUCGACCUUCAGGUGAUUUUUGCCUUGAUGAUACUCGACAUAAGCCAAGCAGAUUACGCAUUGAUCCAGGCACAUCAGCGAGCACUGAAAACUUGACAUCCAAUCACGUUGAUACGAAUGCUGUUCCCAUUGUUACACGUUCAUCUCUCAGUACACCACCACCUUCGACACAACAGCUUGUCAAUGCACGAGCAACCAAGUCUUUUGAUCCGAAUAAGAACGAGCAUCGACGAUCAUGGUACAAACCGUUUGUCAAGCGAGACAAAAAAGGCAAAUCCAAAGACACCUCAUUUGCCGAUUUGCAAAGUUCUAUAUCGGCUGAAGCAGCAGCAGCAGCAGCAUCACCAUCCUCUUCAAUUGAUACUGGUUCAUCCAUGUUACGUGAUGGAAGUCAUAGUAGUGCUGGUAGCCAUGACAUUCGCUAUCUCAUGACCAUCUCUCAAACGGAAAGCAGUACCCCGAGUAUUGGCAACAGCGAGGGUCGUGCAUCAGCAACCAACAAUACGGACCCUGAUUCUCAUGCAUCAUCAUCAUCAUCCGACAAUCGUAAACGUUCAUCACUUCAUCCAACAUCACUUAUCAAAGGUCGCUUAAUUCCCAGCAGCAUCAGAGCCUCAUCGGUUGACUCGAAUACUAGCUCCACUACCACCAGCAAACAGAAACAUUUUCGCGGCAAACCUUUUUCACUUCCACGACGACGACAUUCAUUUGACAGCAUGCAUUCUUCGACAGCAUGUAAUAAUGAAGAUUCACGUGCAAAAAGACGACGACGAAGAUCAAGUGCAGAUCCACUUGUUGUCACGAGCAGGAACAACAACAACAAAAGUCAUCCAACAACAACAACAUCACCAUCACCAACAGAGGAGAAUUGGGAGGUGGAGAAAAAACAGCAACCUGUUGUCCAUUUUGAUAACGACCUCUUGCAACGAUCAGCGAAUACUUCGAUCCAUUCACGAUCCCCUGAUUUUUCACCGGUGCAGGACAUUCGAUCAUCAUUUGACCUCUAUGCACCACCACGAGAUGACGAUUUGAACAAGCGUGAUACAAGUGAUGCGGACUCGUGUCGAUUUUACCCAUCAGGAAGUGAGGAUGGCAUCAAGAGCAACCGUGCUAGCAUCAGUGAUUACAGCGGUAUCACCUCUACAGCACCUUCCGAAGGCGGUGGUGUUGCCAGUCGUGGAGGAUCGCCUGAACCCAUUGAACCUCAAGAGACGACCAAGACCUUGAUGUUUGAUUAUGGAAGUCUUCCUGAUGAGGUCCUCGGGCUGUUGAAGGAAUAUGAAAAACAAGGGAAGAUGGAGAUUGUGGAAAAGCGUGUACGCUAUACACGUGCUCAGGAGAAGGAAGAAGAAGACGAGGAAGAAGAGGAAGAGGAGGAGGAUGACGAUGAAGAAGACGUGAUCGAUGCUUCACAGCUUGUUGGUGGUAUCCCCUUCGUUAAUGAUAAGCCCGUUGGCGACUCUCAGAGUGAAACGGAGUCCAUGAUCACGAGAAAAAUAGCAAUUGUGCGUGCAAGCAAAUCGGAUAACGCAGAUUUCGUCAAGCUUAUUCAUCUCACAGAUGGCCGGUCAUUGAGAAAUGGAUACCUGCUUGAUCUCCAUGUUACGAUGGUGGAAGACGCUGAAGAUUUAAGCGAAGACGAGAAUUCACAAGAAGAUCUUCAUAUGCUUAUGAAGAAUUUGGAUGUUCGCAUUGAAGAAUUAAAAGGCUUGACCCAGGCCUCGAAGGAAUUCAUGGAUGAAAAUCGCAAAACGAUCGAGGCGCUAGCUGUUGAUGAUUCUGAACGCAAUAGCUUCGACGCUUCUACCUGGCAAAGUCCACCCAAUAGCCGGCAGACAUCUACAAAGAGUAUCCACAGUAUCAAGGAAGUUGCCAUGUCACAAGGGUUGGAAAACGAGCAAGCACGUUCAAAGAGAAAGGGUGUAUUCUUUACGAAUUCUCCAUCAUCAGCAUCGUCAUCAUCUAGCUCAUUGGGGGCAUCAAGUACCAACACCGCACCUCCAGCAACCUUGUCAAGAUCAUCGCGCCAACUUAGCUUUUCAUCUUCUAUCAGACAUGUGCCUUCCCUUCGCCUUGAUACACAUUUGCCCUAUCGGUCCGUCAACCCUUUCGACUAUCGACAAGAGGAAGUGCAACUUGGCGUGUGUGCUUUGGAGAACGAAAUGAUCGAAUUUAAGCGAGCCUUGUGUGAAACGGAAGAGCUUAUCCGUGACAUUCAAAUUGAUAUCAGUGACACGCGACAAAAGAUGGCUUGCUAUAUCAAGGACAUGCCAGAUGCCCAUUAUUCAGCUCUCAAGAAACUUGAAGUGGAUAUCGAAUCAAUAUUAGCGAAUCGAGCAAAGAAUCCAUGGCUUGAUACCGGUUAUGCAUUACUUUCGUAUUUAUUAACACUGUGUGCCUUGCUCGUAUGGAUCAUCAUCUGUGCAUUAAAAUGGGGUCGUACAGUGAUCUUGUUUCCCCGGAAACUAUGGCGUACCUAUAAUGAAUACCUCUUGGAGCGUAACAAGGCUGUCAAGCAAGCUAGUUUACGGACGGUUUCCUCUGGUGUCGAGCUCAGCUCAGCAUUACGCAGUCCCACUCGCCCACGGCAUCGCCAUCAAGACCUCUAA
This is a messenger RNA of Lichtheimia ornata, 3204 nucleotides long. RefSeq lists its product as uncharacterized. The record is from RefSeq and is a predicted model, not a curated record. NCBI's taxonomy places the organism in Eukaryota, Fungi, Mucoromycota, Mucoromycetes, Mucorales, Lichtheimiaceae. Bases 1 to 3204 code for a protein of 1067 amino acids. The transcript is spliced from 10 exons.